AUGCAGCAGUGGUACUGCUACUUUUGUCACCUUUUAACCAAUGCCCCCAGCUUUAGCCCUGCAAGGCCUCCGAUACCAGUGAGCUUCCUUUGCUACCGUGGGGAGAAGAACUCCAAGUCAUCGGUUCACGGUGUGGUGACUUCUUCAGAAAAUGUAACGGUAAGGUACUUUUCCGGGGAGGCUGAAGAAGAUCUCAGAGACACUCUGGAGAAUGGAUCAGUUCUCCUUAUGACUGGGAGAGGUGCAAAGAAAGUCUCUGAGGUACAGUGGAGCGCGAUUCGUCGAAUCUACAUUUUAGACUGCACAUGGAACCAGGUUAACAAGUGCUUGCGUCAACUGGGACUGUACUCCCCUUCUUCUAACAUAACCACUGCGUCUGAUGCACAGAAGUGCACACCCAGCGUUCAACUUGUGGAGUUGGAGCCCUACACAACAAUCUUUUGGAGACAGCACAAGCAGAAGAAUAGCGGCUGUCUUUCCAGUGCAGAGGCGCUUUACUACUUACUUUCAGAGCUGAACCAGCAAGGGUUGGUCACGCGCAAUCUUGACAAUAUCCUGACCUUCUUCCUUGCCCAGGCAGUCCUAAUCUAUAAGAGGAGCCCCUGGGUUAAUAAGCAGGUUGACGCUCAUUAUAAGGAGAUAGGUGAACUCUUCAAAAGACGGUGGGGCAUUGAUGUAUCUGUAGCCCCCCAAUCUUCAGUACAGAGCGGAUCAGUUGGUUGCUGCCCUCGCUGCGGAAGCUCUGCUGAAGGCAUUAUAUUCAAAGGCUCAAAGGGAUGCGUAGUCUGUCUUCGAGAGGAGCUUAAACGAGCACUCACCAAAACCCUUGCGCGGUGUCCUGUGUUCUUUCCGGGUGGCAGAUUCCUCGUACUAUCCUUCUCAAAUCUCUGUUUCACUGCCUUUCGGAAUUACAUGCGUGACUACUUAGGCUCUUCCGUCAGUGCAUUGGAUGAUGUGAUGCUACCUUACAGUCUUAGACAACACAACGAUGAAGGUGCUGGUUACUUUUCUAUUCUCCACUCAGCCCUACAUCAUGCUCAAGCAGAAAAUAUCCCACUGGUGUUCGAUAUUCGUGACUCAAACUCUGUGGCUAGCACAAUCAUGCACUCUGCUGUUCUAGGUGAUCUGAGCCCUGGUAUUGCUUCCGCAGAAGAGUUUCUUGAGUUUCCUAAUCUUCAAGUGGACCCUACAAUCGCAUACAAGCGAUAUCUAUCUGAUGCUACUCAGCUUUAUAAGCCAAAGCGGCAGCUAGGGCAUGUUUCAUUGUUUCGACCUUUCCUUUCUAUUCCUGAGCAUGUGCUCAAAUGCUAUGCAGACCCUCUUCUAACUAAUACUAACUCAUCCAAAAUGCUAAGUCUUGUCCCUCUUUCUGAGGAAAAACAGUACCUUAUGCCACUUCUUCGUGAAUUAGUACCGUCUCCAGAGGCUGUCUGCGGGCUGUCAAAGAAACUAGAAUGGCGAGCGCAGUCAGGAGAGGUGCCUUGUCCCCUUUGCGGUGCCGCGCUGGAUGAUAGCAAGUGCAUCUGUAGUCAACUAUAG
Molecule: messenger RNA, 1539 nt
Organism: Giardia duodenalis
Lineage: Eukaryota; Fornicata; Diplomonadida; Hexamitidae
Product: DTW domain-containing protein
Exons: 1
Coding region: 1-1539 (512 amino acids)
Source: RefSeq, a predicted model, not a curated record